Tyto alba (common barn owl) is the source of this 1403-nucleotide messenger RNA. RefSeq names its product BCL2 like 1 (gene BCL2L1). Gene Ontology annotation, molecular function: protein heterodimerization activity; protein homodimerization activity. The record is from RefSeq and is a predicted model, not a curated record. Gene Ontology annotation, biological process: intrinsic apoptotic signaling pathway in response to DNA damage; negative regulation of intrinsic apoptotic signaling pathway; extrinsic apoptotic signaling pathway in absence of ligand. NCBI's taxonomy places the organism in Eukaryota, Metazoa, Chordata, Aves, Strigiformes, Tytonidae. The transcript is spliced from 3 exons. Gene Ontology annotation, cellular component: mitochondrial outer membrane. Bases 293 to 985 code for a protein of 230 amino acids.
CCAGCCCGCACCCCCCCACGCACCCUCCCGCACCCCCCCCCGGUGCGGCCCGGCAGCACGGCGGCCGCUGCGGAAGGAGCCCGGGGGCUGCUGAGCGUGGACCGAGGCCCGGCGGGGCUCCCGGCGACGCCGCCAGCGGGGCAGGGGGCGGGAAGGACCCGGGACCCUUCCACCGGCCGCUGAGGUCAGAUGUUCCCAUCGGUCGUGAAGAGGAGCGGAGCUGGGACCUGCUAAGUGCUGAUCUGCUUGUGCUCUGGACCAUGGACUCAUUGAGGGUGUCCCAGGUGUGAAAAUGUCCAGCAGUAACCGGGAGUUAGUGAUUGACUUUGUUUCCUACAAGCUCUCGCAGAAGGGAUACAGCUGGAGUCAGCUGGAGGAGGAGGAUGAGAACAGGACUGACUUUGCAGCAGAGGAGGCCGAGAUGGACGGCGUCCUCAACGGGAGCCCCUCCUGGCACCCGCCCGCCAGCCACAUAGUGAACGGAGCCGCCGUGCACCGGAGCAGCCUCGAAGUCCAUGAAAUCGUUCAAGCAGCCGAUGUGAGGCAGGCGCUGAGAGAGGCGGGGAAUGAGUUUGAGUUGAGGUACCGGCGGGCUUUCAGCGACCUCACCUCCCAGCUCCACAUCACCCCCGGCACGGCGUAUCAGAGCUUUGAGCAAGUAGUGAACGAACUCUUCCGCGACGGAGUGAACUGGGGUCGCAUCGUGGCUUUCUUCUCCUUCGGAGGAGCCUUGUGUGUGGAGAGCGUUGACAAGGAGAUGCGGGUAUUGGUGAGACGCAUUGUAUCUUGGAUGACCACGUACUUGACCGACCACCUAGAUCCCUGGAUCCAGGAGAAUGGCGGAUGGGAGCGGUUUGUGGACCUCUACGGGAACGAUGCUGCUGCCGAGGUGAGGAAGGGCCAGGAGACCUUCAACAAAUGGCUCCUGACCGGGGCGACGGUGGCAGGAGUGCUUCUGCUGGGAUCCCUGCUGAGCCGCAAGUGACCCGCCGCCGAGUUCCGCCCCCCCCCCCCCCCCCGUCGCCAGGACGGCUGCGCCUUCACCGCCACAUCCACUACACUCCGCUCCCCAGCGCCGGCACCGGUGCGGGGGCCGUGCCCGGGGGGGGGGUAGGGGGGCAGCCCCUCCGCCUCCCAGCCGAGCCUCCCGCUCCACGGAGCUUUCUCCCUCGUGCCGCCAGCUCCUUUUAUUGUAGCCUGUCUUAUUUACCGUUCCGUUGUGUUUUAAAGGCGCUGAGACCAAUGCAGCACUUCAGCCGACAGCUCCCAGCGCUGGGGGGAUCCAGGCAGCUGGGGGCUUGGGGGGGGGGGGGGGGGUUGGGGAAAGUACUGGCUAGAAGGUGUCCCAGCACUGCAGGGUCCUCUACAUCACUUUGAAGAGAAUAAACAGACUUAUUUUUGCA